Molecule: messenger RNA, 2137 nt
Organism: Coffea arabica (coffee)
Lineage: Eukaryota; Viridiplantae; Streptophyta; Magnoliopsida; Gentianales; Rubiaceae
Product: CBL-interacting serine/threonine-protein kinase 8
Biological process (GO): signal transduction; protein phosphorylation
Molecular function (GO): protein serine/threonine kinase activity; ATP binding
Source: RefSeq, a predicted model, not a curated record
UUUUCUCUCUUUGUCUACUUUAUCAAACCUAAUCUUCUUUCUUUCUUGCUCCUACUUUUCUUUUUGUUAAUAUAUUUUUAGCGAAGGGAUUUUGUAAAUUGAUUAAUUUAAACAAGUUUCGGUGAUUUUGAUGAUCAAUGUGGUCUGGUUGAGAGAAUUGAUAAAGAGGAAAUGGUGGGAAGCUAGGGAAGGAGGAGCAAGGAAAAUUUUGAAAUUUUGAACAGUUCAAAAUUUAGUACUAGAAUUUUUUAGAAAAUAAAAGAAAAAGGACAAGAAAAUGGUGGUGAGGAAAGUAGGCAAGUAUGAGAUAGGAAGAACAAUAGGAGAAGGAACAUUUGCUAAAGUUAAAUUUGCCCAAAAUACAGAGACAGGGGAGAGUGUUGCCAUGAAAAUACUCGAUCGUUCCACCAUCAUCAAGCACAAGAUGGUCGACCAGAUUAAGAGGGAGAUAUCUAUAAUGAAGCUUGUCAGGCAUCCAUAUGUUGUCCGUCUACACGAGGUGAUAGCAAGCCGCACCAAGAUCUACAUCAUCUUGGAAUUUAUUACUGGUGGUGAAUUGUUUGACAAAAUUGUUCACCAUGGAAGGCUAAGUGAAGCUGAAUCUCGUAGAUACUUCCAGCAGCUUAUAGAUGGUGUGGACUAUUGUCAUAGUAGAGGAGUCUACCAUAGGGACCUAAAGCCUGAAAAUCUUCUACUAGAUUCACAAGGGAAUUUGAAGAUCUCAGAUUUUGGACUUAGUGCGCUACCAGGACAAGGAGUCAACCUGCUCAAGACAACGUGUGGAACUCCAAACUAUGUGGCACCAGAGGUUUUGAGUCACAAGGGCUAUGAUGGUGCUGUAGCAGAUGUCUGGUCCUGUGGUGUCAUCCUUUAUGUCCUGAUGGCGGGUUAUCUUCCAUUUGACGAGAUUGAUCUUACUACACUAUAUGGCAAGAUUGAAAGAGCAGAAUUUUUAUGCCCAUCUUGGUUUCCAGUUGGAGCAAGAUCCUUGAUUUCUCGAACUUUGGACCCCAAUCCUGACACGCUUUGUUGGGGACCAUUACUUAGUGCACUCACUUUGUGUUACAAUGUCUCUUCGUUUAUGCAGCGUAUCCGAAUUGAAGAAAUCAGAAAUGAUGAGUGGUUUAAGAAGGGCUAUGUUCCUGUGAAACUUGCUGAAAGUGAGGAUGUCAAUCUGGAUGAUGUUAAUGCUGUUUUUAAUGAUGCUGAGGAAGAACAAACUAAUGAGCAAUGUGGGAAUGAGGAUGUAGGGCCUUUGGUUCUUAAUGCAUUUGAUCUAAUCAUUCUCUCCCAAGGAUUAAACCUUUCUGCCUUGUUUGAUCGUAAGCAGGAUUUGGUGAAACAUCAAACGCGCUUUGUUUCACAAAAACCUGCAAAGGUUGUUUUAUCGAGUAUGGAAGUUGUUGCUCAAUCAAUGGGUUUUAAAACCCAUAUUCGUAAUUAUAAGAUGAGGGUGGAAGGCCUUUCUGCAGACAAGGUUUCACAUUUCUCAGUAUUUUUGGAGAUCUUUGAGGUUGCUCCAACAUUUAUUAUGGUAGACAUUCAGAAAGCUGCUGGAGAUGCUAGUGAAUAUCUCAAGUUUUACAAAAACUUCUGUAGCAACUUGGAAGAUAUCAUCUGGAAACCACCUACGGACUUGUGCAAAUCAAGGAUCUCCCUGGCAAGGAGUAAAAGGCGAUGAUCUAUACUAGUAUCCCGAAAGCAAUCAAGUCUGUAGGAUAGAAAUGUUGAUGCAAUAUGGGUCGUAUGCAUAUAAUUUACAAUACCAUGCUUUCCUCUGCCUCCUACCAUGCUUUGAGUGAUAUGGUACUGUCAGUCUGUAUUCCCCAGUUUUGUAUUAGUUGUGCAAAUUAAUAUGAAGCCCUCAUUGAUGAAGUCCCCUUAAGUUGGAUUGCCUGGGAGACAAUAUGCUAGUUAUACUUACCAAUCUUUAACACCCCUCUAGUUGUACUAUCACAUAUAGAGUAGAAGUUGUAACACUUGUACUUCUUGCUCCCUUUUUUAAGAAGUACCAUCUGUACUUCUUGCUCCUUUAUUUAAGAAGAUUGGUCUUUGUUGUAAAAUUUUUCACUUUUGAUAGUGUAAAAGUUGUACCACUUCAUCACCUUUGACGAAGAUUAAUCUUGUUGCAAAGUGU